This is a messenger RNA of Echinostoma caproni, 1593 nucleotides long. NCBI's taxonomy places the organism in Eukaryota, Metazoa, Platyhelminthes, Trematoda, Plagiorchiida, Echinostomatidae. The record is from the annotation of a GenBank genome assembly.
AUGAUGGAUCUCUUCGUGGCCCUUGGUGUCACUGAUGGUGAUGGUUUGGUCGAUCCGGUCCCAACAAAAGUAUCCUCCGAUUUGAAAGUCCUGAGCCAACAGGCGCAAGAUGAUUGCACGCUCAUGGAACAACAAGAACAACACCAACAACAGCCCCAUACAACAGUCACUCUUAUUCGAGCAGAAAUCCAGAAUAUCGAUGCGGACGAGUUAACUGUGUCAUGCUGUGACACAGUACACAAUGUGAACAGUUUGAAACAAUCCCCGUGCACUUCUGCACCGGGAAUGCGACGGAAACGUAGACAAGAUUGGUGUCGAUGGCCCAUCUGUGGACAGUUUCGGGCUACAGGAUAUUGUGCCUCUGCAGUCCCGGGCGGACCAGAUUAUCCCGGUUGUAUGCGAGCACAUGUGGGUCCAAACGACAGUGUACCAGUCACGCCGGAAGGAGACGUACGCGUGUGUUUCGAUUCAAUGGGACUGAUGGAUCUCAAAUGCACCCGACCGGACUGUCACUUCUAUCAUCCACCAAAGCCAAUACGCGAUCAAAUAGUCGCAAAGCGUCACGCUCAAUAUCUUCGAGAGAAGGUAUUCAAAACCGGUUCAGAUAUCCCCCUGUCAGGCAGAUGCCCGUCACCAACCGCGUCUAGACACGAUGCAACCACCAAUGAGGUGUCAAUCGACCCACACUGGCCUAUCGACCCCAUGCAAAAUCAUCAUCCACACACCGGACCCCCACUCUUCAGGUCUUACCCACAAACCACUGUCUCAUCAAACUUGAACGAUUCGUUGAACUCACUCAUAUCUGCUUAUCUGAAUGAGUCGAUCUCUAAUGCAACCAUAUACCCCAAUGUAACAUCUGGCCUAUUGACACAAAACUCUCAGUGCAUGCUUCCAAGUCGACAACCGGUCGAUCUUGGCGGCUUUAAUUCCUACAACAUUGCUUCCACCAGGUGUGCUAAUCAGGCUGCUUUGACACUACUCACAGGGGCACACACGACGGUUGACACAAAUGCCCAACUUUCUUCUACACGGUCAGAGGUGGGGCAGGAUUGGACCAAGCAGUUUGACUCAACCUGGGUUCAGUUACUGAGUAAAUUUCAACCACUGCCGAUUAACGGUCUUGGAUCCCCGCCAGCACUCUCAUCGUUGUUCAACUCGGGGCUGAACAUUCCUAUUCCUUAUAAAUCAUCGUCGAUUCCGAUGCAACCAUGCCCUCUUCCGUUGGAGAAUCCAUUGUGGACCAACCCGAUGAAUCUGAUUCCGGGAUCCAACUACUUCAAUCAGAUGAACCAUCAACUAAUUACCGGAACCCACGUUCCUUUGGGUCGCAGUUGUGCUGGCACUGGUUUAAUUCCCGCAUCGCUGGCCGCCACAUUUCCCUUCCCCACGCCGCUGACACAUCUUUCCAUGAAUCGGUUGUUGACCGGCGGUGAUCCAUUGGCUUAUGGCCAGGCCAGUCCAAUGCCAUUGUUCCCUCUCGCGGGCGCAUUCCCAGUCCCGGUGACCGGAUUGAUGGAUUUACCGGUGGCCGCCCCGAUUACAAAUACACAAGACAACAGUCCGCAGACUGUGAUUCCUCGUACAUGCGUUUGA